Eleginops maclovinus (Patagonian blennie) is the source of this 2803-nucleotide messenger RNA. RefSeq names its product arylacetamide deacetylase (gene aadac). The coding region runs from base 307 to 1539 and encodes 410 amino acids. Lineage: Eukaryota; Metazoa; Chordata; Actinopteri; Perciformes; Eleginopidae. Gene Ontology annotation, molecular function: carboxylic ester hydrolase activity; lipase activity. The record is from RefSeq and is a predicted model, not a curated record. The transcript is spliced from 5 exons. Gene Ontology annotation, cellular component: membrane.
UUCUGCCUCGUGAGUAGAGAGUAGUUCACAGUUUGCACGCUCCUGUCUCGAUAUCAGUGACACUUCGAUUAAUUAUCCGCCUCCUCGGGACGAACAUGCAUCAAGGAACGCGCACGAGCAGGAAGAAAAGCUCCAAACAUGCAAGCCGAUAACCAUCAAAUGACACCAAACACGUGCUGUCAUAUUUAGCUGGAUUGGAUCCAAAAUUACUCCCGAGCGUAAGCUUUGUCCCGCACCGGAGAGACUGGAUAUCAGCCUGCUUGCGUUUGCACCCUGCAGUCAGUUGCUGGGGACGCACGUUGUAAAAUGAGGUUUGGAAGCAUCAUUGCAUUCGUCGCUCUCUGCUCUUUUACCGCUUAUUAUAUUUAUGAGCCCAUUCCUGAGGAGAUAGAAGAAAGAUGGAAACUCAUGCUGACCAAUUCUUUCUUCAGAAGUCUCAGCAACCUGGCAGACCUCAGUGAAUUACUGGGGCUGAAGGACUACAUGGGGGUAAUGUACUUCAUUACUCUGGCUGAAAAGAUAGUGCCUGUGUCUGACGAGCAUGUCAAGGUGACAGAGGAGCAAUUUGAUGGAGUGGAGGUGGUGCUGUACCAGCCAAAGCAGAGUGACGGUGGAACUAAGCUCAGGAGAGCUGUCAUAUACCUGCACGGUGGAGGAUGGUGUCUGGGUAGUUCCCUUAUGAGCCCAUAUGAUCUUCUGGCCAGAAAAAUUGUCACCGAGCUAGAUGCAGUGGUGCUUUCUGUAGAGUACCGCCUUGCCCCUGCUUACCACUUCCCUGUCCCAUAUGAGGAUGUUUACCGUGUGGUCAAACACUUCCUUGAUAAGGGGGUGCUGGCCCAAUACUCUGUGGAUCCCGGACGCAUUGCUGUGUCUGGAGAUAGUGCUGGGGGAAAUCUGGCAGCUGCUGUCUCCCAGCAGUUGCAAAAAGAGCCUGGACAGCAGGUUCAGUUGAAGGCCCAAGCACUCAUCUACCCCGUACUGCAGGCUCUGGAUCUAAACACACCUUCCUAUCAGCAGAAUCAAGACAUGCCCAUUCUGCCCCGCUACCUUAUGGUGCGUUUCUGGAGUGAGUACUUCACCAGCGACAGGGCCUUUUUCAGAGCCAUGAUGGCCAACACUCACAACAACCCUGAGUCUUCCAGCCUGCUAAAGUUUGUCAACUGGAGCGCCUUUCUGCCAGAAACAUAUCGUAGAAAAUACAACUAUAGUGCUCCAACUGUGGUGCAGGGAGAGGACGCAUUUGGGAAGGGGGAACUAUCUCGAUCUCUCGCUGACCCGAGAGCUUCACCCCUGUUGGUUCCAGACUCUGCCUUGCACUCUCUGCCAAAGGCUUACAUUCUGACAUGCGAGUAUGAUGUUCUCCGGGAUGAUGGGAUCAUGUAUGUCACACGGCUUCGUUCUGCUGGUGUUGAGGUGACACAUGAACACUAUGACACCGGAUUUCAUGGAGGGCUAAUGUUCACAGUGUGGCCAACUGACUUCCUGAUUGCACGUCUUAUGACGGAAAACUAUAUCAAAUGGCUCAAUGAAAACUUGUAAAAAAACGCUUGACUACCAAUUUUCAUUCCAGCUUUCCCACACAAUGCACCGGAAUUUGGUAAGGGUUCAAAGAUAUGUUUUCUUCAAGAUUUUGUUGUUCAUUUCUUUUUCUUUGGUCAACCACAUUUUCUGUUAAUGUAUCAGCUUCUUCUGUUUUCCAUUCUUGUAUUGUAAUAGUUAAGAUACCAGCACAAAACUGGAUUUUUAAAGUACAGUUCUGAAUUGUUCAAAUAGGUUGGUUUGAGCAAAAUGUAUAUUACAUGAACAGUGAGUGCAGCUGGCACUUAAAACCUAAGAUAUUUUGUAUGUGUUUGCAAAACUCUAACUCUUGCUUAACAAUUCCUAGCAUUGCAUGAAGGAUUGGCAAGUUUUAUUGUGUUAAAAAUAAGGAACAAUAGCUCUUAGUUGUGUAACCUUUAUCAAUAAGGUACACAGGGAGAUGCUUACUGGUGUAGUUGAUGAUUUAAAAUGCAGUGUAAAUGGUAUCUUUAUGUACAUCGUAAUUGCUUUGUAAUCGCUGCACAUCAGGGCUACACACAAUGAUAUCUGAUGAGCCACAUUCCACGCAAAAACAUUGUUUUUUAGAAGUAAAUAUGAUACAGCAACAAUGUGCAUACACAGCAAACAUUAUUCACCCAUUUCCUUUACACAUCUUUGUGAUUGAACUUAGCUGAAUUAAAUGUAGAAAAUUAACAAAGACUCAAACAGCAAAUCAAGAGUCUAUAAUGUACUGUACAUGUGUUUGUGCGUGUGUGUGUGUGCGUGUUUGUCUUUGUUCAUGUAUGAUUUCAUUUUAGUGUGAGUUAACUGCUUAACAUUGCGGUCGAUUCAACCUUUUUGUUAACAAUGAAUAAGCUACUGUAAGUCCAAAUAGAGACCUACCUUUGUGUAACGGAUAUGGGCAAAUUAAGAAAAGGUGGCCAGGGUCAGCUUCAUGAUGAAAUGUGUAACAUUAACAUAGUCUAGGCAAAAUGAUAUUGCUGCCAUUAGAGGUGUAUGUUUCUGUGUAGGUAUGACUUCAGUUUGUUACCACUGAGUUUCUGAAUCUCUGCUCUAACAAUAUUAAAAAAUGCUGAAAUGUAUUUUCCCUGUGGCCCAACAAUUAUAUGAGGCAGCUUGAAACGAUUCACUUGUCCCUCCUUUAUCUUCUUGAUAUUUCUGUCUGUGGGCAGGGUAACCCUGCACACUAUCGGCAUAGCUAUCUAAAAGAUAACAGGGGGGUUACAGUGACUACACAAAUAAUCCAAUAAAGAAACAUCUCUGA